UUCACAUCAAACAUCCUCGUAAGUGAAAAAAAAAAUGGCAUCCUCUUCUCUUCAAAUGUUCCUCACUUGUUUGCUCUUGCUAAUCUCGAUUAUCCACGGCCAGCCGUCGUUCCGACCAUCCGCCCUAGUCCUCCCGGUGAGAAAAGACAUCUCCACCCAACAAUACGUCACCGCAAUCAACCAACGAACGCCCCUCGUGCCCGUAAACCUCGUUGUCCAUCUCGGCGGCCAGUUCCUCUGGGUUGAUUGCGAUAACAACUACAUCUCGUCCACGUACCGGCCCGUACGUUGCAGAUCGGCCCAGUGCUCACUGGCCCGAUCCAACUCCUGCGGGGACUGCUUCGACGGGCCGAGGCCCGGUUGCAACAACAACACCUGCGGCGUCUCCCCCGACAACCCCUUCAUCCGCACCGCCACAGGCGGCGAGCUGGCCCAGGACGCCGUCUCCGUCCGGUCAACCGACGGGUCGAAUCCGGGCCGGUUCACCUCAGUGCCGCAAUUCAUAUUCGCAUGCGCGCCUACAUUUCUCCUCCAAGGCCUCGCCAGUGGGGCGACAGGCCUAGCGGGCCUCGGGCGAGCCCGAAUUGGGUUGCCCUCCCAAUUCGCGGCCGCCUUUAGCUUCCAUCGGAAAUUCGCCAUAUGUCUCACAUCCUCAACUUCGUCCAACGGAGUCAUUAUUUUCGGAGACGGCCCGUAUAGAUUCCUCCAGAACACCGAUGCAUCCGCCUCACUAAGAUACACUCCCCUGUUCAUAAACCCUGUCAGCACGGCCUCGGCUUUUACCCAGGGAGAUCCGUCCGACGAGUACUUCAUCCGCGUAAACUCAAUCAGAAUCAACGACAAACCAAUCAGUAUCAACACCACAUUGCUAAUCAUCGACAGCGAAGGCAACGGUGGGACGAAAAUCAGCACCGUCAAUCCUUACACCCUCAUGGAAACAUCCAUCUACAGAGCGUUCAGCGCCGCGUACAUUAGAGAGGCCGCCGCCCGGAACAUCAGCAGGGUCGCCGGGGUAGCGCCUUUCGACGUGUGUUUUAGCAGCAGCAACGUUUUCGGGACGAGGGUGGGGCCCGCUGUCCCUUACAUUGAUCUGGUUCUGCAGGGACAGAACGCGGUUUGGACAAUAACCGGUUCGAACUCGAUGGUUAGGGUAAAUGAUGACGUGCUGUGCCUCGGGUUCUUGGAUGCGGGUUCGAAUCCGGUUACUUCGAUUGUGAUUGGUGGAUAUCAGAUUGAAGACAAUCUGCUGCAGUUUGACUUGGCUGCUUCUAGGUUGGGUUUCAGCUCUACGCUAUUGGGCAGGCAAACUACGUGUGCUAACUUCAACUUCACCACCAAUCCGUAGAGAAUUUAAUUCGUCUUUUUAAUUAUAAUAAUGAUCAUAUAUAUGUUAUUUAUAUACUUGGAAUAAUUGGCGGCUAUAUAUAUGCUAGUAAUUGGUUGAUUUAUGUAUUUGUAUACAGUUUGUUUGGCUUUUUGAAUAAAUGUAUUUGAUGAUUGUACUUUCUAAUUCAAUUUUCGUAAGGAUUUUUGAAAUUGAAUGUUCAUUUUC
Erythranthe guttata (spotted monkey flower) is the source of this 1552-nucleotide messenger RNA. Its product is annotated as putative aspartic proteinase GIP2. Lineage: Eukaryota; Viridiplantae; Streptophyta; Magnoliopsida; Lamiales; Phrymaceae. Gene Ontology annotation, molecular function: aspartic-type endopeptidase activity. The record is from RefSeq and is a predicted model, not a curated record. Gene Ontology annotation, biological process: proteolysis.